GAAAGAGGCGCAUUAAUUUACGAUUAAGCCCCCUUUUUAGUUAGAGACAGAAUUAGUUUAGUUGGAUUGUCUUCUACGACAAUCUUAAUCAUUAAAACCAGCUAAACUACUCAUGCUCUGUCACAAUUCUCUCUUUUUUUCACUUUACUCCACCCUCUCUCUCUCUCAUGUUCUGUGCAGAGCACUACUAGCAAGACAAGAGUGGGAGUGGUUGGAUUCGGUUCUGAGCAAUGAUUACUAGUCUUCUAGGACGGAUGAAGCAUCUCUCUAGGAUUCAUAACCUCGUUUUAAGACGACGAGGCGUUCAAUCACAACAUGCAGUAGUAACAUUUUUCUCCAUUUUUGGGAGGAGAGAUAAUUCCUCCAGCCAUGCGCCGGCUGCUCCUGUUGCUCGCCGCCUCGAUAUGCGUCGUUCAUUCUCUCACCAAUCCUCAAGAUGCGGCGGUGCUUCGAUCGCUGAAAGAUCAAUGGGGCGGCACACCGCGCAGCUGGGACAAAUCCGACGAUCCUUGCGCUGCUUGGGAAGGAGUUGCCUGUAACAACUCCAGGGUCACCUCGCUAGGCUUAUCGACAAUGGGAUUGACUGGCACUAUGAGCGGUGACAUUGGUGGCCUCACCGACCUCAUUUCUGUAGAUCUAUCGUUCAACCCCGGCCUGAGAGGCUCGAUUUCUCCUCGUUUGGGGGACCUGCAGAAGCUAACCAUAUUGAUUCUGGCUGGAUGCAGCUUCACCAACACCAUUCCAAGUGAACUAGGAAACCUGUCUGAGCUAACAUUUCUAGCCCUGAACUCGAACAACUUAACCGGGGAGAUACCGCCUUCUCUAGGCAAUCUGUCGAAGCUGUAUUGGUUGGACUUAGCUGAAAACCAGCUGAGAGGCGAAAUCCCAGUUUCUUCAGCCUAUGGUCCAGGCCUCGACCAGCUUAAAAAGGCGAAGCACUUCCAUUUCAAUAAGAACCAGCUCUCGGGAGAGAUUCCCAGCCAACUAUUCAACUCUGACAUGUCUUUGAUCCAUGUACUGUUUGAUGGGAAUCAACUGGAUGGGAGCAUUCCAUCUACAAUAGGACUAGUGGAAACACUCGAGGUUCUUCGUCUUGAUCGGAAUUUCUUGAAAGGGAGUGUGCCACCAAACCUCAACAACCUCACAAACAUGAUAGAAUUGAAUUUGGCUCAUAACAUGUUGUCUGGAGCUUUGCCUAAUCUAACAGGGAUGGACACCCUCAACUAUGUGGAUAUGAGCAACAACUCUUUCAAGCAAACAGCAGCACCUGACUGGUUCUCUAGUUUGCCUUCUCUAACUACUUUGAUGAUUGAAUAUGGACCUCUGGAAGGAUCUGUUCCACAAGAAGUCUUCAGUUUACCUCAGAUACAGCAAGUGAAGUUGAGGAACAAUGCAUUUGGAGCCAAGCUAGACAUGAGCGGCAACGUCAGCCAGCAGCUUCAGCUCAUCGAUUUGGAGAACAAUGACAUAUCAUCAGUAACAAUUGGCUCCGAAUAUAAAAGCACAUUAUUGUUGAUAGGGAAUCCCGUGUGCACGGCCUCCUUAGAAAACACGGUUUACUGCCAGAUUCAGCAGUCCGCCAAGCCUUACUCCACGAGCCUCGCCAACUGCGGGAGCCAGAUAUGCACCUCCGAUCAAAAGCUCAACCCACAGAGCUGCGACUGUGCUUACCCUUAUGAAGGGACACUAUACUUCCGCGCACCCUUCUUCAGAGAUCUGUCGAAUGCAAGCUUGUUCCACACUCUGGAAAUGAGCCUAUGGGUCAAACUAGGCCUAAACCCGGGCUCAGUUUCUCUGCAGAAUGCGUUCUUCAACGUUGAUGACUACCUGCAGGUGCAGCUCGGGCUCUUCCCCUCCGAUGCAAAGUACUUCAACAGAUCACAAGUUCAGAGGAUUGGAUUUUCGCUCACAAAUCAGACGUACAAGCCGCCUAAAGAGUUUGGGCCGUACUAUUUCAUAGCUGCACCUUAUGUUUUUGGAGACGAACAUGAGGGAUCUCACAUCAGCAGAGGCAUGGUUGCUGGUGUAGCAACCGGAUGCUCCUUUCUGGUGCUGAUACUAGCAGGAUUAGGCGUCUAUGCUCUCAGACAGAAACAUCGUGCAGAGCAAGCUAUAUCAUUGAGCAAACCAUUUGCUUCUUGGGCUUCAAGUGGCAAAGACAGUGGAGGAGCGCCACAGCUAAAAGGAGCAAGAUGGUUCUCAUACGACGAGCUCAAGAAAUGCACCAGCAACUUCUCUGAUAGCAACCAGAUCGGGUCUGGAGGCUACGGAAAGGUCUACAGAGGAGUGCUCUCCAGUGGGCAGGUUGUGGCCAUAAAAAAGGCUCAAAACGGUUCUAACCAAGGCGGGCUCGAAUUCAAAACUGAAAUUGAGCUGCUUUCAAGAGUCCAUCACAAGAACCUGCUAGGCCUUGUGGGAUUCUGCUUUGAACAAGGACACCAGAUGCUGGUGUAUGAAUUCAUGUCUAAUGGAACACUCAGGGAAAGUUUGUCAGGCAGGAGCGGAGUUUACCUAGACUGGAAGAGACGCCUAAGGGUUGCGCUCGGAUCAGCUAGAGGGCUAGCUUACCUACAUGAUCUAGCCAACCCUCCCAUAAUCCACAGGGAUGUCAAGUCUACCAACAUCUUACUGGAUGACAAUCUCACAGCUAAGGUUGCAGAUUUCGGCUUGUCGAAACUCGUUUCAGACAGCUCGAAAGGGCAUGUUUCAACUCAAGUGAAAGGCACUCUGGGAUACCUAGAUCCUGAAUACUACAUGACGCAACAGCUGACAGAAAAGAGCGAUGUCUACAGCUUUGGUGUGGUGAUGCUCGAACUCAUAACCGCGAGGCAGCCCAUCGAGAAGGGGAAGUACAUUGUGAGAGAGGUGAGAGUAGCCAUAGACAAGAGUGAUGAGGCACACUAUGGAUUGAGGGACAUGAUGGAUCCUGCCUUAAGAAACACAGCAGCACCCCUGCUAGGUUUUCCUAGGUUCGUGGAGUUGGCAGUGCAGUGCGUGGAGGAGUCCGCAUCGGACCGGCCGGCGAUGACCGAGGUGGUCAAGGCCUUGGAGUUGAUACUGCAGAGUGAUGGGGUUAACACAAACUCAACAUCAGCUUCAUCAUCUGCAACAGAAUUUGGGAGUGUCAAAGGUGCGCGUAGGCACCCCUAUGUUGAUGCUUUCGAUUAUAGUGGUUACACAAUUCAAGCCAAAGUUGAGCCUAAGUGACAAAAAUAAGUGGUGCAUGAAUUUAAUUCAUAUACAGUAUCUGAUUGUUAGAUUUUUGCUCUUAAUAUUAUUUAAAGAUUUCUCAAUUCUUUGGGGAGUUUUGUAGAUUAGAAUAUGGGAAACGUUGUCUGCCGAUGUCUCUUUUGUGUGAAGGGGAAUUGUACAAAGUUAUGUCACCAUUUCGCUAUCUAUAUAUAUAGUAAUAUAGAUAUGUUUGACAGAGGUUCGAAA
This is a messenger RNA of Salvia miltiorrhiza (redroot sage), 3438 nucleotides long. RefSeq names its product leucine-rich repeat receptor protein kinase HPCA1. The transcript is spliced from 19 exons. NCBI's taxonomy places the organism in Eukaryota, Viridiplantae, Streptophyta, Magnoliopsida, Lamiales, Lamiaceae. The record is from RefSeq and is a predicted model, not a curated record. The coding region runs from base 370 to 3207 and encodes 945 amino acids. Gene Ontology annotation, biological process: protein phosphorylation. Gene Ontology annotation, molecular function: protein binding; protein kinase activity; ATP binding.